ACGGAUAUAAACCAUGAGGCAACUAAAGUCAUCAGUUCUGAUUCUAUUGGUGGUAGCAGUCGCUUUAUUCUUAAUGGCAUACACCCUGCUGUUUGACGACAAAAGCUACCGUAAUUCAGUUCAAAAUGUCGUAAAUUUUCCCGACGAAAAUCAAAGAGAUACCAACAUUAAACCAACCUUCAACUCAUCUAUGCCUUUCGGACAAGAAAUUGCUGAUGUUCUAAAUGUGGCGAGACAAAUGAAUGUUAAACCUUUACUGGUUACCCUGAUUAAUGGAGCUUACCUACAGUUUGCCUUGAGUUGGUUAUGUAACACAGAACACAUGGGAAUUCACAAACAGGUAUUGAUUAUCAGUACAGACUUGGACACAAAAGAUACGAUAAAGAAGCAAUGGCCGAAUGUAAAUGUAGUAGCUAUUUCCGGUAUGCCAUUAAAUGGCGACCAAUCAUAUAGCCAUGCAGGAUACGUUAGGUUAACAAACUUUCGAGCACAUGUAUUGUUAGAAUUAUUGUUGAUCAAUCAAGAGGUUUUUUUAUUUGAAGUGGACGCAUUGUGGAUAAACAAUCCAGUUCCGGUUUUAUCCAGUACUAAAAACGCCGAUAUUCUUGCAAAUCCUGUGUCCGAGAGACCUGGUUUAACAGCCAUUGGGUUUCUAUAUUUAUUCCCAACAAACCCUACGAUUCUAACAUGGAAAGAAUUGAACAGAAGAUUGUAUGAGUUGGAUAAGAAAAUUAAAUCUCUACCCGCGGGAAAACUAAUUUCUGAAGGAGACAAUGACCAGAUAUAUGUGUCUGGGAUAAUAAACAAACGACUGGGAGGAUUAACAAAGAAAGAGUUACCGCUAGCUGAUUAUCCAGACGGGAAAUGGUAUGUGAUGUCAGAAGCGAAACGGAAGGCAUCACGACCAUAUGUAAUCAACAAUAACUGGGUGAUUGGGAACAAAAAUAAAAUAUUACGCGCCAAAAAAUGGGGACAUUGGUUUUUAAGUGACGAGGGUAAUUGUAACAUUUCAAAUAUCCAACGAAUUACAGAAGACUUCUGGCAUCCUCUAGAGAAAAUCUGAAUUCUCGAAAAUAUUGUAGCAUGAGCUAUUUUGAUCCUUCAAGGAGUCCUUACCAAAGGCGAGAACGACCGUGAUAUGAGAUUAAUAUGUGCGCACGAAACUGCGCACUGUCGCAAACAGUGUCGUUUAAUGUUAAUGAUACAUUAUAUUUCGAAAAGAAAGCUGUUUAAUAUGCGAUUAGGAUUGUACAACAUAAAAGCUGAGCUCAUUGACAGAUCAUAUCAAUGUCAAACUCUGUCAGAUUUUAUCUACAUAUACGUACAUAAGUAAUUAAAGUUUAUUGAAGUAGUGACGUUUUUUUUUAGUUUUAAUUUUUU
Messenger RNA from Mytilus trossulus (common blue mussel), 1380 nucleotides. RefSeq lists its product as uncharacterized. The record is from RefSeq and is a predicted model, not a curated record. Gene Ontology annotation, molecular function: glycosyltransferase activity. Lineage: Eukaryota; Metazoa; Mollusca; Bivalvia; Mytilida; Mytilidae. Bases 14 to 1063 code for a protein of 349 amino acids. Gene Ontology annotation, cellular component: Golgi apparatus. The transcript has 2 exons.